AAUCCCCGUGCGACAGCUGGAUAAUCUAUCUCCGUGAUGUCCGGUGUGCAGGUCAGAUAGACGCCUUGCAAGGGAAGCGUCCGCCAGACGUUGCAGUGAAUCCCCGCUCAAUGAUUCCAUCCCCUCCGCACGUCCUCGGUGCGCCCGUUCAAACGCCGGCAGCUAGAAAUUCAAACAUUAAUUUCAAAAAGUUCCCAGAUUUUCGCCUCCUCUUCCUCCUCCGCGGCUCCGCCUCCCCGUCGACCCCGGAGCACCAAACCCUAGGUCCGUCGGAUUCUCCAUCUCCUGCUUCCCGCUGCCGGCAUGCCAACCAGGUCGCAUCGGCAGUAAGAGGAAGGCGGAACGAAUCUGCGCUUCUUUUGUUGUUGUAAUUUUUUUUUCCUUCUCUCGAUGUUUUCUGGGAUUUUUGGCGCUGCGAGAGCUCGCUUGAAUGACGCCGAUUUGCAUCCCGGAGGUGGAUGAGAUCGUCUGUCCUCGCCCUCAUUGGAUGGUGGUUUUGGUGUUGGGAGCUGAUUUGAUGCGGAGGUCGAGCUGCAGAUGCCAUGAAAUCGGAGGACUGUGGGCGGCGCAAGAUUGAUCCGCAGGACGAUGGAUGUGAAGAACUUUGUGAUUUUUAUCGUUUGUCUGAGUUUGGUCCUUACUUUGCCGAUGCGCGGAUCUGGUGGGAGGACAGGGGCGGGGAACUUGUCACUCGCAUUGGGAAAUUCUAAGCUGAUAGAUUCUUCUCGGAUGGAUGAGUGCACGGUUAGGAUGUAUGGUCAUGAAGUUGUGAUGCCUCUCUUCCCGGAAAUAAAGGGUGCAAUUACUGAAUGUCUCGUUAGGAAAGGAUUUCAUAUGCAUCUUUCUAAAGAUGAUUAUAGACGUAAUACCAUGUGCAUGGAGUGCCUAGAAUUGGUACUUAGUUGGCAUCAUGUUCAAAGAAGACAUUUAGCAAAUAAGUCUCCAAGUGCUGCACCAACCUUCUCCCUAGAUGGUGGUCGAUCGACUCCAGUUGCAUCCCCUAAUUUUAAAGAUGAACAAGAAGCACCACCUGUUCAGAUCCCUCUGAUAUCUCGUAAACACCCAGCAAUACAUUCAACAAUUUCUUCAUCAACACCAACAAAGCCUACACCACAUAAAAGUGGUGCCAAGAUUCCACCCCCACAUGAGGAAGAGGACACAACAAGAUUAAUUAUUGAUGCUGUAAUUCUAUCAUCAAUCGGGACAUCUCUUCUUCUCCUAUGUGUAUUAUGUUGUUACUGGAAAUUUUGCAGACGACGUCGCUACUCAAUGAGCAGGAGAGAUGAAAGGCCCCUAUUGCUUCUAAGCUUAAGUAAUGCUUCUGGAUCUUCAGAUGCUUCAUUUGGUCAUGUUGGUUCAAGUAAUCAUUCAGAAAAGCUUGUAGGCCAGCAAAACAGUGGAUUUAACCAAAGUUGUCAUGUUUUAUCUGGAAAUGUCGACCACAGGGCUACGUCAUCAUCUGAGGUAGUGUCAAAUACUCCAUCUUUGGGGAAUAAUGAUGGCUCCGAAACCAGAAUAUUACUACCUCUUCCUCCUGGAAGGUCACCUAUUCCUUCUAUUGCUCCUUCUGCUCCAUCUGCUGUUGUCCCUCUUCCUAUGCCUGCUGCUGUUCCUUCUACUCCAUCUGAUGUUGUCCCACGUCCUAUGCCGGCUGCAGUUCCUUAUAUUCCAUCUGCUGUUGUCCCACUCCCUAUGCCUGCUGUUGUUCCUUCUACUCCAUCUGCUGUUAUUCCUCCACCACCUGCUGUCGUUCCUCCACCACCUGCUGUCGUUCCUCCUCCCCCUGCUGUGGCUCCUCCUCCCCCUCCUCCUAUUAAACCUCCUGCUAAUAAAGCUGCACCUCCCGCUCCACCUGCCCCACGGCCGCCAACACCAAACCAAAAACCUGGUGCCCAGAUGCCACCACCUCCACCAAAGGCUGCUCUUCCUCCUCGUCAAGGAAAUUCAAGAACUAAGAAGCCAACAAGUCUUGUACCAUGUCCUCCCCAUCGUCGUGAUGUUGAUGGUGACGACGAUGGUCCCAAAACAAAGCUGAAGCCAUUCUUUUGGGAUAAAGUUCAAGCAAACUCUCAGUCCAAUGUCUGGUCUCAGAUUAGAUCAGGAUCGUUCCAGUUCGAUGAAGAUAUGAUUGAAUCAUUAUUUGGAUACAACAAUGCAGUUGGUAAAAACCUUGGUGAAAAAAAGAAAGAGUCACAAGGUCGUGAUGCUUCACCUAAGCUUAUUCAGCUUCUUGAGGGAAAGAAAUCACAGAAUUUAGCAAUAUCAUUGAAGGCUUUGAGUGUGAAAAGCCAGGAAGUUCGUGAAGCACUCAUGGAAGGAAAUGAACUUCCUACUGCUCUUCUUCAAGCAUUGCUGAGAAUGCAACCUACCACUGAUGAAGAGCUGAAGCUUCGACUGUAUACUGGUGAUUUAUCCAUACUUGCACCAGCAGAACAAUUUCUCAAAGACUUGAUUGAUAUUCCUUGUACUUAUAAAAGGAUGGAUGCCUUGCUAUUCAUGUCUUCUCUACAUGAGGAUGUCACAAUCGUAAAAGAAGCUUUUGCGACAAUGGAGGUAGCUUGCACUGAACUCAGAGGCAAUCGUCUCUUUCUGAAACUCUUGGAAGCUGUUCUCAAAACCGGCAACCGAAUGAACGACGGCACCUACCGCGGCGGUGCUCAGGCAUUCAAGAUCGACACCUUGUUGAAGCUGGCAGACGUGAAGGGCGCUGAUGGGAAAACCACUCUGUUACACUUCGUCGUUAAAGAGACAAUUCGUUCAGAAGGGAGACGCGCUGCCCGUCUGGCUAGAGAAAGCGGAAGCAUUACGUUCAUGAACAAUUUCAGCUUCGGCUCCGACGAUAUGUCCGAAGACAUUCUAGCAGACACCGAAGAUAGUCUCCAGGCCGAAGGCCUCAAGAUCGUUUCAGGUCUACCAGGCGAGCUCGAGAACGUCAAGAAAGCAGCAGGAAUUGACAUCGACGCCACAACCACUACAGUCGCUAACUACGGUCGCAAGCUGAUAGAGACAAAAGAAUUUCUCAACAAAGACAUGAAGAAUCUGGAGGAGGACAGCGGCUUCCACACUUCACUCAAAUGCUUCGUAGAGCAUGCAGAAGUUGCUAUUACUUUCUUAUUAGGAGAAGAAAGAAGGAUAAGGACUUUGGUUCAGAGCACGACAGAUUAUUUUCAUGGUUGUGCUACAAAAGAUGAAGGUUUACGGUUAUUCGUUACAGUUCGGGAUUUUCUCGGCAUGGUAGACAAGAUCUGUAAGGAAGUGAAGGAGUCGGCAAAGAAAGUCUCGAAGCCACCCGUGACUAAGGACGUGAUUAAGGAUCGUCCACCUGGAACAUCACCACCUACUCCUGAUCCACGACAACUAUUAUUUCCUGUGAUCAGGGAUCGAAGGGUCGAAAGUUCCAGUUCAGACGAAGACGAUGACUGAAAAAGGUAAAAGAAAAUAUAUUACAAUUGUAAAUAUCCUGUUUGUAAUGGAUCUUUAGGAAUCAUUUGAGGUGGUA
Messenger RNA from Zingiber officinale, 3499 nucleotides. Its product is annotated as formin-like protein 3. The record is from RefSeq and is a predicted model, not a curated record. The transcript is spliced from 6 exons. Bases 589 to 3423 code for a protein of 944 amino acids. Gene Ontology annotation, molecular function: actin filament binding. Gene Ontology annotation, biological process: actin cytoskeleton organization; actin nucleation. Lineage: Eukaryota; Viridiplantae; Streptophyta; Magnoliopsida; Zingiberales; Zingiberaceae.